Penicillium antarcticum is the source of this 1686-nucleotide messenger RNA. RefSeq lists its product as uncharacterized. The transcript has 7 exons. Gene Ontology annotation, cellular component: membrane. Gene Ontology annotation, biological process: amino acid transmembrane transport. Lineage: Eukaryota; Fungi; Ascomycota; Eurotiomycetes; Eurotiales; Aspergillaceae. Gene Ontology annotation, molecular function: amino acid transmembrane transporter activity. The record is from RefSeq and is a predicted model, not a curated record. Bases 1 to 1686 code for a protein of 561 amino acids.
AUGUCUCGAUUUUCCGAUAUCUCAAAAGGCGCUGAGGUCAAAGGGGACGGCGACACCAGCGAUUUGGAGCGUACUGCUACCUCAGGAACUGACCAUCAUGGCAGUACUGUUACUAUUUCCCCAGCAGAUAAUGCUGGGUACCACCGGUCCUUGUCAAGACGUCAAAUCAUGAUGAUGACCUUUGGCGCUGGCAUUGGAACUGGUCUAUGGGUAGGCACCGGACAGGCUUUGUACUAUGCUGGACCUGCGGGGACUGCAAUUACCUAUACCAUUACUGCAAUGAUCGUCUAUGCGCAAUACUCCUCCGUCGGAGAGAUGACCACAUACAAGCCUAUCCACGGUGGCUUCAUCCGACAAUGUGCAGAAUAUGUAGACCCAGCAUUCGGCUUCGCAAUUGGUGUUAAUUUCUGGUUUGCAUGGGUGAUGAUCAUCCCAGCAGAGAUUACAGCAGCUAUAUCAGUACUUAAAUACUGGCCCGAAACCGACGUUGUGCCACUAGCAGCAUAUAUCACCAUAUUCUUAGUGGUAAUUGCCGCCGCAAACAUGUUCCACGUCCGAGUAUACGGCUACAUUGAAUACUACAUGUCAUUCGUCAAAUGUCUGGCUAUUAUCAUAAUGAUCUUUUUCAUGUUCAUCAUGACAUCCGGCGGCAUUGCCGCGACAAAUGGACCGAUCGAGUUCCGAUACUGGAAGAAUCCUGGUGCUUUCAAUAAUGGCAUCAAGGGUAUUGCGAAAGCAUUUGUGCAAGCUGCUUUCAGCUUUGGUGGAGGCGAACAUAUUGCAGUCAUAGCCGGUGAAGUAGCCGACCCACGACGAACCAUCAAGAAAACAGUCCGACCAAUCUUCUGGCGAAUGUUUACCUUCUUCGUUGUCAAUAUCUGGCUAGUGGGCAUGUGCAUCCCAGCCAACGACCCAGAUUUAUCCAGCAGUGGCACAUUAGGAAGUCCCUUCGUUAUUGCCAUUAAAAGAGCAGAUGUAUACGGUCUCGCACACGCUAUCAACGGAUUCAUCUUCCUAAGCGUUAUCAGCUGUGGAAUUACCAGUGCUUAUAUUGCCAGUCGCAGCCUGACAGCCCUCGCCGAUCUGAAUAUCGUUCAUCCAUUCUUCGGCAGGAAGGAUAGACAGGGUCGGCCGUAUGUGUCGCUCAUUAUUAGUUUGGGUAUUGGUGGUGGAUUGUGCUAUCUGAACACUGACAGUGUUGGGACUAUGGUUUACGGCUGGUUUUCUUCUCUGGUUGCCAUCGCCACGCUUUUCCAAUGGGCUUCCAUUUACAUCGCCCAUCUCCGAUUCCGACAAGGCCUUAAAGUUCAGGGCAAGGUCCUCUCAAGUCUCCCAUUCAAGGGCUUCCUUACCCCGUGGGCGCAGUACUUUGGUCUUAUCAUUGUCCUGUUUGUCUUCGGCUGCGAAUUCUAUCUGGCAUGCUGGCCAUUUGGGGAGAAGGGCUCGGUGAAGAGUUUCUUCUCCACUUAUCUUGCCGCUCCGCUAUUUUUCUUUGAUUACUUCGUCUACAAGCUGUACUACAAAACAAAGAUCGUCAAGCUUAAGGAGAUGGACUUUGGCGCCGCAAGAGAAUUCGAUGACCAGGAUAUGAUCGAUGCUAUUACCACCGAGGAUGCAGAAAGGAGCCCGGAGAAGAGCAAACAAACGACAUGGACAAAGCGGGCUCAAUAUAUGAUCUUUGGAUGA